This is a messenger RNA of Effrenium voratum, 669 nucleotides long. Lineage: Eukaryota; Dinophyceae; Suessiales; Symbiodiniaceae. The record is from the annotation of a GenBank genome assembly.
AUGCAGAUGAUCCUUCAGGGAAAGCCGCUCAAGGCAGAUGCGGCCAGGAAGAAUGGCAUCAUCGACGCGGUGGCCGGCAAGGGUGGCCGAGGAAGCUGCGGAGUUUGCGUUGUCACAUCCGCCCAAUCCCAUUUCCAAGAGGAAGUGCCAAAGACCAACAGUUUCAUGGUGGCGGCUGGAACUUUGGAGUCGGGCCUCAAGACAGCGGUGAAAGCAGCACCUCUCAUGAUCGCUCCACGGUCCAUCAUCAAGUGCUUCGAUACGGCCUGCUCCAAGAAGAGCUUCCGAGAAGGCCUCCGUGGAAAUGGAAGAGUUCACCAAGCUGGUCUUCUCCGUGGAGUCGGCUGCUCUGAGGCACCUCUUCCUAGCGGAGCGUUUGGCACAGAAGGCGCCGGCAUCGAUGAGAGGCACGCGCCACUGAAGAAGAUCGGCAUCCUGGGGGCCAGGCUGAUGGGCGGUGGCAUCGCCAUGUGCUUCGAGCAGAAGGUCGUGCCAGUCGUGCUGAAGGCGGCCGGCGACAUGAAGAAGCAGACGAAGACAUACGGCCCCUACGAGCACACGCAUUGUCCCAAGAUCAAGGCGAACGGGCGUGGCAUUUUCAUCCACCGCGGCAGGAGAAGGUGGUUAAUCGCGAGGUGGUUGCCCAGCUUGACGUGGUGCAAAAGAUGA